Messenger RNA from Fusarium odoratissimum NRRL 54006, 2966 nucleotides. RefSeq lists its product as uncharacterized. The transcript has 5 exons. NCBI's taxonomy places the organism in Eukaryota, Fungi, Ascomycota, Sordariomycetes, Hypocreales, Nectriaceae. The record is from RefSeq and is a predicted model, not a curated record. The coding region runs from base 104 to 2317 and encodes 737 amino acids.
UUAAAUCAUCACCGACAACGCGAUAACUGCAGUUCAUCCUCUUUGUCCUGACCUUGUCCCUCCCUUAAGUAUUACUACUAUAGGAUUGCUGACUGGCCUUUUCAUGGCUGGCAACACCCGCCGGCGCAUCACGUUGCCGGAUCCUGAAGAACGGCGGCCUUUACUGAGUCGGCUCAGUACAGGCGGCCCAGAGAACCGUGAUGCCCUGUAUAGUUGCAUGACAGACCCUCAUAGUCACUUACCUGUGUAUACCAACAUACACCGUAUUCGUCGCGACAUCAUCAGCGUUGUUGAGGACUAUCUGAGCCUCGCCCAGCUGCAGGAUCUGAGAAUUAAUGUUACAGUUGUGCGGCCGUUGGUUGAUAAGUUCUAUGGCCUCAACGACAUUUCCAUCAUCUACUGUUUGCUGGUAAAUCGUGCUCAGUUUCUCGAAGAGCAGUCCCAUCUCAAUAACCGUCACAAUGUCAACUUCACACGUGCUACUCUCUGUGAGCUCAUAGCUACGCGCAUCCUGAGACGCUUUGGUGAAGUGCAUGAUGAUGGCCACGACGGCCUUUUGCUUCUGGCUCAUAUUCUAGUCGCUGGCUUUGAACCCUUCCAGAAUGCCCCAGAAGAGAUUCGAGAGGAGGCAGAGCGCACCACCUCCUGGGUUGAUUACAAGACGCUGCCAUCUCUUGAGGUGGCCAUUGUCACAGAGAGCAAGCAUUUCUUGAGUUCAGCAACUUGCCAAAAAGUCGUCAACGCCAUCUAUGAGGGUCGAAUUGUCUAUACCCCCUCGACAUUUUGGGACAUCAUCCCUGAUCAUUACAAGUUAAAGCCCAUCUCUAUUUAUGACCCUCGCGAGUCCCCUCUUCUCAACCAAUAUCGUCUGAUUGUCCCUCGAACCCGAAAUGUCCUCGAGUCAAUCCAAUUCGCCACGCUCCUCACUCUCUACGUUGCGGUUAUGGUUCUUAGAAGGAAAACCCGCUAUGGACCAACAGAAGCAGCCUUUUCUAUCUUUGCUUUUGGAUGGGGCUUGGAUCAAUUUGCUACUAUUCUAGCACAUGGCUGGAACGUCUACACCCAGAACCUGUGGUCAUUCCUUGACGUGGCCUUUGUUCUCAUCUACUGGGUAUAUCUUGUAUUGCGGUUCUUGGGCUGGAAGCUUGGUGACGCGAACCUUGACGAACAGGCGUUUGAUGUGCUUGCACUCGCCGCUCCUGUCUUGGUUCCGCGGCUUGCUUUCAAUCUGCUGAGCGACAAUCUCGUGUUCUUGUCCCUUAGGUCAAUGAUGGCGGACUUUUUCUUCCUGACAGCUCUAUCUGCUUGGUGUUUCUUGGGGUUCCUGCUGUCACUUCUAUGGCUCGGCGAGGGAGCACACCCCAUCCUAACAAUAUCGAAGUGGAUGAUCUAUAUCUGGUUUGGAUUGGAUGGAACAGGUAUCCAUCGAUCGACCGAGUUUCACUGGCUGCUAGGACCUAGUGUGAUGGUAGCCUUCGCUUUCCUCGGGAACACCCUCUUCCUUACCAUCCUUGUAUCGAUGCUUUCCAAUACAUUCAGCAACAUUUCGUCAAACGCCAUAGCGGAGAUCAGUUUCCGUCGAGCAGUUCUGACACUUGAGGGCGUCAAGGCUGACGCUGUGUUCGCAUACCAACCCCCGUUCAACAUCCUCGCCGUAUUCCUAUUCAUCCCACUUAAAUUCGUCGUGAGUCCGCGCUGGUUCCACAAGAUCCACGUCACAGCGGUCAAGAUUCUGAAUCUCCCUCUCUUGCUCAUCAUCGCUGUUGCCGAGCGCCGUCUGCUCUGGCCUUCCCGUGAGAUCGAAGACCCAACCGAGAUCAAAGCUCCGCCCCCAACAAAGAGCCAGUUUUGGAAGAAGUGGCGGUUGACGGUUCACCGAGACCUUCGCGCCGUCUUUCAAGUGCCGCCGCCUGAUACUGUCCACGACGACAUCGCUGUCGAUGAUGAUCUCACGCAUCAUCUCAUCCGUCGACAGUUCACACGCAAUGCGACAAAUGAUAUAGAGCCCCGCAACCUACAUAACACCCCUAGGCCUGAUCCCGGAGCUCGACGUCCAUCACGACGGGAUUCUAUGUUUCCCGGUAUCCCACCCCAGAAGCUUCGAGGAUCUUUCUCCGAGAAUGACAUGUUUGAGGGAACUACAGAUAGGCUGGCCAAUAUGGAAAAGGCGAUACGGCGCAUGGAAACGAUGCUAUCUCGCCUAGUUCCAUCAGUCGAAGAUGCCAUCAGCGAUGAUGAACUGGAGCAAAGCGGGACACUUAGGGGAGACAAUACUGCCGAGUCGUCAUUUAGAGGUUUAGCGGAUCCUGAGUCAUGAUCAUUGCAUGGUGUUUGGGUAUGAGUAUAAACAGAAUUGCACGCGCGGAGAGUCAGGGAAGGGCGUUGCGAUACAAUUUAUUGUUGUAGCCUUUUGUUUUAGCACUGAUUAACUGGCACUGUUGGAAACAUCCUGGCACCACACAGCCAACCAGCCUUCCUAUUCUACCUUGCGAAUAGAACUUCUUUUUCGUCUUUGUCCCUCAGCAAUAAUUCCAAGGCAUUUUUUUUUCUUGCGAUUGAUUUCCGAACACCUGAGAAUGUGCACUCUCACAUAUUUCCAGCACAAAGAAUGCAAACACACCUGGGUUAUCCUCACGGAACCCUGCGAGCCAUUCAUGGGCCUCAACAAUUGCCCGACCUUCUGUGAUGGUACAGCUAAGGAACCACCAAAAUUCUAUAACACAAAGAGCCGACCAUGUCCUCGAUGCCAGCUGCACGGUGUAUACGAUCGUAAUUUGGUUCGGAUGGUGGAAGAUAUGGGCUGGGGAAUCAAAUGGGGAGUUGGGCCAGGACAGGAUGAUUGGGGUUGCGAGGUGAAGUGUGUGAUUCUUUGAGGCGAUCGUUGCGACGGAUUUUAGUACGAGCUUCGAGUUUCUGGUGUUUUAUACUGGUUUGAUUAGGGAAUACCUCGAUCAACAACUGUAGGU